This is a messenger RNA of Oikopleura dioica, 1662 nucleotides long. The record is from the annotation of a GenBank genome assembly. Lineage: Eukaryota; Metazoa; Chordata; Appendicularia; Copelata; Oikopleuridae.
AUGUCGCUGGACCACAGAGUCCCACAAGAGAGCACGUUUCCCUUGUUACAGAAUCCAUCUGGCAUCAUUGCGGACCCACUCAAACCCAAAAUUGCCUCCCAGAAAAACAUUCCAAUCAACGACGUGUUUGGCGCGUUGCAAGGCGACUGGUUGGAGAACUCUGCGACGGACGACGACCAAUUCGUGCCGGAAGUAGGAUAUGGCUCCGGAUCCCGGCCCACUACGCAGCAACGUGACCAAGUAAAAGUGCCUGAGUUUGGCGCACAAAAUGGUGCAGCUGGGAACAACAAAGAACGUCCAAAGCCAACCUCUACAGUUCCUCCAAAUGGGAAUCAACCUCAACCACAGAACCUUACAGCGACAGGCAGCAGUGCCGCGCCCAACAAUGCGAGCAGUACGCCGUCUACCAAUACAGUUGUACCAAGCAAUAACAAUUCAACGACAACAACCAACACUGGAGUGCCACCUGUUCAAAGUGUUUCAUCGAGCACGAACCCAGCAAACACGACGCCCACGCUGGCGCCGCUGACUCAGCCAUCACCGACAACUCAACCAGCGCAGUCUCAGCAGCCGCCGCAUUCGCAGCACCAGACGAAUGCCCAAGCACCGCCAAGACCAGCUAGCCAGACUCCCUCCUCGCCUGCACAGAUCUCGCAAGCCUCGCUCUUCUCCAACAUCAACCGCUCGUCAUCAUUGCCGAUCCCUACAUCUAGCACCGCACUGUCUUCCACUUUCACCUCGAUGCCACAGAUGCCUUCCAUGUAUUCGGCGGCGUCCUCGACCGCAGCGGGAGGCGCCGGUGUCGCCAACCCCUACACGAAUCCGUACCAAGCCUUCGCCGGCGCUGCUGCUUAUGGAGCGUAUCAACCAUGGCUGCGAGCUGCGACACCCAGUGCGAAUCCUUGGGAAGAUCCGCAAAGACGCUUACAGGAUUUCUCCGGGUUAGGAGUUCCCUCAGCAAAUCCGCUUGCGCUUGGUCUAGCAUCGGUCGCCGAUGUCACAGAAAAAGUCAAAUCAGAACCAGGACUCAACCCAGCAGCUCUCAGAGCGUUCGAACAAAGUCACAGGCCUUUGGAUUUAUCAAAUGGUGGAUCUGCAGCGACUGCACGAGCGCAGGUUGACCAAAUGGAAAAGAAAAAUCAACCAGAUCCGAAUUCUCAGCAAAUCUCUGGAAGAAAAGGAACUCUCCAGCUGUGGCAAUUUCUUGUGGCUCUACUAGACGACCCAUCGAAUGCAAAUUUCAUUACUUGGACUGGACGCGGCCUCGAGUUCAAACUUCUUGACCCGGAGGAGGUUGCGCGCCGAUGGGGAAAGAUGAAGAACCGACCAGCAAUGAAUUACGACAAGCUCUCGAGAAGCCUGCGUUACUACUACGAAAAAGGAAUUAUGUCCAAAGUCGCUGGAGAAAGAUAUGUGUACAAAUUCAUUUGUGACCCGAGGGCUCUAUUCUCCCUGGCCGGCUUCGGUGGAGACAACACUGCCGCUGCGUUGCACUACCACGCUGCUGCCGCCGCUGCUGGCUACCCAGGAGCUAUGCAAGGUCAUGCUUCGCUUCUAACACACAAUCUGCACGAUUACCGCCGUGAUUUCGGAAGCCAACUGCCGCUCGCUUUACCGAGUUUUGGAGACAAUCAACUGCCUUGGUCACAUCAUCAAAUGUAA